Molecule: messenger RNA, 903 nt
Organism: Lytechinus pictus (painted urchin)
Lineage: Eukaryota; Metazoa; Echinodermata; Echinoidea; Temnopleuroida; Toxopneustidae
Product: sialidase-like
Exons: 1
Coding region: 1-903 (300 amino acids)
Source: RefSeq, a predicted model, not a curated record
AUGAGCCUCUCGGAUUCCUCCCUAGAAGAGCUCGAAAUGGCCGCUGAAGAGGUGUCCAACACCAGGGUUCUGUUUCCCACCAGUGGUAAUGUAGAAAGCGACAGAGAAAGAUCCCUCGUGGGUUCUAAGAAGGGUGGAACCGUGGAUCCAAGUCCACGUGCCCAUGGGGGUGGAACCGUGGAAGCACGUCCACGUGCCCCACUUAAGAAGGGUGGAACGGUGGAACUCUCUUCCCGGCACAGACUAGGCUCGAUGCCAUGUCAGACUCAAGGGAGCGUCGGCAAAGGGCUACCAGCCCCUAGUCACAAGAGACAGUGUAGUCCGACCCCGUCGGACUCUCGAUUUCAUCUGACCCCAUCAAGUUCGGCUGACCUCUCUUCUCGGUCGGUGAGCGCUCCCCGGGGGAGAGCUAAGGUGAAGAGAUCAAGGCCCGCCCAGACUCUUGUCCCUUCUUCUGCUCUGCCGUCGGACCUGCUUAAGAAGAAGAAGAAAUCCGCGGCCGUAAGCGCCGGUCCCCCUUUUAAUUCUUCUGCUGAUGGCCAGGCCUCACAACUACUUAAGUUGCUUCAGAGCACCUUCGAGCACUGCGGAUUGUUACCCCCGGGCUCGUCUGCUUCAGCUGACGGUGCUACCAACCGAGCGGAUCAAGCAGACAUCGGCCAUCCGACACCUCGAGGCGCCUCUAGCGAUUCUUACGAAUCGCCGGCUCUUGAACCCACUCAGGCUUCGCCCGUGAGCAUCCAGGCUCGGCCGACUUCGGGGGUCCGCCCCCGCGAGUCCGGCCAUGGCCCGCACCAUCGCUCAAGCCUUUCACGGGCGCCUGCUCCCUCAGGGCUCCGCCCGGUGAGGAGACGGGGGUUGGUUCCCCCCUCUGGAGGCGGAACAGGCGUUAUCGGAGGAUGA